CUUUGGUUUCACCCAAAACCAUAAUUUCAUUCAGCUGUGAAGACAGGACUAGCAGGACUACGUCUAUGGUAAGAAAUGAAUAAACGUUAAACAGUAAAGAAAUUUGUUUAUAAUUCACGUUGUGUAUGUUUACAUUUGGUGUGUGUGAUGAAAUGUGAGUCAUUGUAAAAAAAAAAAAAUGUGUGCAGAUUCUAAGGUUCAGCUUUUAAAAUAUAUAUAUAUUUAUAAGGCAACGCCAGCUGAGCUGACCAUUUGUUUGCGAGAAAAAUUGACAACACGUGGAAUUAACCUGCAGAUUUAUAUUUUAAAACAAUAAUAAUUUUAAUUGGUAAAGCACACUCAAUUUUACAUCUUAACCCUUCAAAAAUGUAUUUAAUGUACAGUUAAACAUCAAGCGAGAGUAGGGGGUUCAAAAAAUUAUGUCGAGUUAAAAAUAAGGUGAUUGCAUUAUUGUGGGGUUUUACAUUACUCGGUGUGAACUGAAUAGCAUUCAGAUUUAUUGAAUUUUUUUUUUUACUUGUGGAGAUAGAGGAUUUAUGUUUUCAUCAUUUGUGGUAGAAAGUUAUGUGUUGUUGCAGCCUGGCUGGUUUUUUAGUUAAGUGUGUGACGGUUACAGCUGGUUAGAAUAUUGCGAAGCAAUUAAUUCUUGUCCGUGGACGGGUUCAUGUACAGGUCUCGUUGCUGUAAUUUUUUUUUCUUUCUUUAGCUUCAGAAUAACCAUAAGCAUCAUAAGAAAUAACAGAUUUUGCGAGAGUAAAUGUCUUCUUGUCUGUAAACGAAAUGCUUCGCCAACGUCUCCCGUUUGAAAACCGGUCAAGUCACUGUUGACAUCGUUGCUGCGGUCUUAAGAUGCAACGGGCCGUAAUACAACGGGCCCCAUUACCAAGUUAUAUGCCUCUGUAGAUCUUGCUUUACAAUGUGUUGCACUGCUGUUCUUCGUGGUAUGUCAGUUUCUCCUACCAUUUCCCGGGGACUCGCGUGAUCGUGAGGAUGGUCAUCCUGUCUGCAAUCAGCUCACUCGCGCGCUGACUGUCCUGUUUCGUUUUUGCGAACUUUGAGCAGCCAUUUCAUCAUUUCGUGCUAACAUACUAUCGGAUUCAUUUAUUUUUUUUUACAAAGAUGAUCAAUACUUGUUUAACUCCGUGUUUUACACGGAAACUCCAAAAUCCUUCGCAUUGUUACCCAUUCUUGUUUAAUUUCCCUUUUUAAAUUUAAAAUCAGAGUGCGUCCACCGAUGCUAUUUUUAUGGUUUAGCAACAGUAAAUACAGAUAAAUUAAUUAAAAUAUAAAGGUGGCAACCGGAAGUAGACGACAUAAGGACUUCGUACCGAGAAAGCUACUUAGUGAUCUGGGACCACUCCGGGUUUGAAUUCAGAGUUUACUUCUCUUAGAUGAAUUACCAUCCAAGCUUAACGGGUCCCAUCCACCACGGAAGCUGGUGGUGUUUUUGCUUGAUUUGGCUUAAGUUAAGAUUGAACUCCCCAGACUGUGAACUUGAGAUUGGCAUAUUUUAGGCUACUCGGGUGAAACAUCAGAAUAUUAAAAUAUAGUUCAGGAGCUGUGGCGUACUGAAAAAGAGAGGGGAGUGGGGCAGGGUAAAACUAAUAGGAAAUCUUCUAAAGUGCGUUACUUGAAUGAAUAUUUUGUCAAGUAACUUUAGUAGAUGGGAAGUUCCAGCAUGGCGUCCGCCAUUCUUUGAAGGGCUAUAGCAAGUUUACAUUUAAUAUCACAUUAAAUAGAAGUUUAUAAAACUUAAUUGCUCUGCCUUUUUAUUCGACAACUAGGAGGACAUCUUUUCAAGAGGUGCCAAGACUGGACCAGAGGAAAUUGAGCGCUUUGUGAAGAUGGUGAUGGAAAACUGGAGCGAGCUCAAUUCUGUUAACAAAAGGGAACGCUUGGAUUUGUUGGUGAAACUGCUGACCAGAUUUGAGAGCAUGCUACCGACCAUUGAAAAAUCGUUUGAAAACUUUAAAAUCACAGGUUUGUUCUGGUAUAAAUAAGCAAAUUGGUUGGGGGGGGGGGAUUUUUUUAGAAAAGCAAACCACAGAUUGAGAUACAUUAACCUUUUGAACGUUAAAGAAAGAAGAAUUUCAAUGUUUAUUCAUAAGUUAGGUAAGCAACACUAUGAUGUCAUACUGUCAUGGCACGACACUGUUAACAUCGCCACAGUAGAAUCGUGUCUGUAGCGAAGACCCGCCACACGCGUUCAGCCUUAUGAGUGCUAUUAUUACGGCUCACCUUUAAAAUUGAAUGAAAUCGGGUCCAUAGAACCUGAUCUAUAAAAAGCUGGUCUAUGUACGCCAUACACGUAUUGACAGGGAAGUUUUGUUGUUGUUUUUUUAUUCGGCAUCUUUUAGUCUCAAGCUCUUUUGAACAAACAUGUGCGCAAUAGCCUGGGCAGACUGAAUCAUUGUACCAUGCCCCCCCCCCCAACUGAGCCUCAUAUUUAGUCGGCAGCCGAUAUAAAAAGUCAAGAUAAAAUAAUAUAAUUCUUUUUGAUAUAAAAAUCCCCAUACAUGUGUAGUAUGUUUUCUUCCUUCAGACGUACUAAUAGAGAUUUUAAAGCAGUCGCCAGCUGGCGGAGGCUCGAAAGGGGAGAGAAGCAGUUUUCUAAAUCUUAAAAGAAGAGCUCUUCAUAUCUGCGCAGCCUACUCACGUGUCAGUGAAUCCAUUUCAAAGGUGAGGAUAUUCUGUUUUAAAUAGAACAAAACUUUAACUGAUUGGAUAAAGUAAUACCAAAAAAAUAAAAUAAAUAAAGGUAUACAGUCCACAACGCUUUAAAUUCUUCGUUUCGGGUCAAGUAAGAUUAUUUGUUCUCUUUCUUUUGUUUCCUCCAGGAGCUUUCUAAAAGCGACGCAAUUCAAGUUUUAACUUCGUUGAUGGGGAAGGAUAACUCCUACUGGGGAUUGGAGGAGAAGGUUAAUUUUUUAAUUUUUAAAAAUUAUUUAUUUCUGCUCAUUAUAUGUGAUUUCAAAAUAUAUUUGAAUUAUGAGGUACAUGCAUAGGAGCCAAAAUGAUCAAUAAAUUGAUCGUGGGCCCUUAAGAUAUAGAAGAAGAAGUAGAAGGUACAUUCUGGUUGACAUGUAGAUUAGUUCUACGUGUUAUGUACGUCUUGCAUUCAAAAGUAGAACUAUUUCUUCAUUUUCUCAACGAUGCAAGUGCAUCUUUUGUUUCGUUUUUUUUUUUUUAAUGCUUGCAAUUUUGAAAAGAAGUAUUACACAAGCUACAUUUCACAAAAUAAACUUGUAAGCAUAAGUACUAUUACGUGUUGACAGGAAUUCCUUGAAAUUCAAAGAGACUGUGUCGAUGCUUUGAUCAACAUGUGCAGGAAGGGAUCAGAUAUACAAGCCUUCAGGGAACCCAAAGUCAGAUGGGUAUUUAUCUUUCCUUUUUCACUCAAUGAAAAGAUUGAUUACGAUAACUUGAACUAUAUAAUACGUGCGUCUUUUCGUAAAGCAUUACAGUAACAUGGAUACGGUGAGCUGUUCUUAAAUAUGUAAUGGAUUACAGUAACAUGGAUAUGAUUAAUAUGAAUACAUAGAAAAAAAAAUUUUUUUUUUAAACGUGAAAACAUGUCGGGAAAUACAACAUCGUGGGACACAAUGUCAGAGAAAUAUCACGGAUUAUUGCUUACACCAACCCCGCAUAUUUUUUUCGUUCCAGAUAUUACAGAAGUAUCUUGACACCAACGAUCAAAUUACUAGAAUCGCUGCGGUGUCCACAUUGAUCCAAGUGUACGCCCCUGCAAGCACCCACGGGGCCCAUCGCGAUAAAGGUUAGCAGCAUUGUGAAAUUUGAAAAAUCUCCUUUAGACAUUUAAUUAAUACAAUCAAAAUCCAAGAAUUAAUCGACCUUCCAGCCACGUUUAUCUCAUAACUUGUUCUGUUUUGGAACCGGAUUGAAAGGCAAUAAAUAAAGAUAAUACAAUUUGCAUUCAAGAUAUCAUGAGAUAUCUUUAAAAGCGGUUUUGGACCAUAAAAAAUGUGAUCCAAAAUAAAUCGUGCCACCUGCUGAAUAGUCCAUAGUUUAAAAACAGUUCUUGCUAAAAUAAUUAUCAUUACAAAGUGUAGAGGAGAACCCGAAGAAGGACACUAACACACUAAGAGUGGACGUUUCGGCCAAAGAAAAGGCCUACGACAACAAAAAUAGUUAAAGACAGAGACAAACUCUCUGAUCUCAUUUUCUAGAUAUUAUGCAGUCUACUAUUUCCCUAGACGAAAUCCUCGAAUAAACUUAAACUAAAACUGUUGCCAUGACAUCUUCAAACAUAACAGUACCGGUAAUAACAACACGAUGCUAGGCUCCUUUUUUUACGACUAUCCCUCUGAACUAGGCCCAUACGCCACAAACGUUAUUGGAGCGCGUUGGUGCUGCCCCACAUCAAAAACAGAGUCCAAGAGGUGCGCAGCAAAUUAAAGCUAAUCUUCAUUUCUAGUCUGAUCGCGACAUCUAUAUUACCUUAACACCUGGUUAUUAGCAUGCAAAUUUAAAGGUGUUAAAUUUAAAACUCUUCUCUUAAAGCACAGAUUAAUUUUUCUUCUGUCCACCACCGCAGUCGUUUAAAAAAAAUAAUAAUAAAAUAAUUAACUUAAAUAAAUCAUUUUAGUAGCAUUUAAUUAGCUCUUUUCGCAGUUAACUCAUGACAAUUUUGAAAAAUGAUUAAAUUCGUGAAACUUAAAUCAAUACAAACUGAAGACAGCUUUUUGUCAUGUUUGACAGGUUUAGACUUGUUCUGUUUUUUCAUGAAUGAGCUUUGAUUAGCUGAAAUAUAAAAUAUUCAAUUUAUGCAACUUGCCGGGGAAUGUUACCAGUCCGUAUAAUAGUAUGCCGAUGGAUAUUUUAAAUUAUUUGUAGCAGGGUGCCACUAAAAUAGCUAUUAUUAUAUUAUAAUGUUACACACAGUUUGAAACGAAGUGCCUAGCUAUACUCAUAUGGUUGGCAUCGGUCUUAUCUGGCCUCUUUGUAACACUCAUUUUAGAUGCUUAUGUGUUUGUAGAAUGUUAAUAGUGAUCUCAUGCCAUGUGCCUAUGCCUUAAGUAGACACAGUGUGUGUGUGACAGUAUAUAACGAACAGUCAUAAUUGAUAUCGCCACAUUCAGACAUAAUGCCAUGUCUUACACUGACCCAAGUAUGCGCUAGUAUCAUCAUAAAAGUUACAAAAUUUGUGUCAAUAUAAACGCAUUGUGUGUGACUUGUAGGUGAACUGAUACUUGGCGUGUGACUUGUAGGUGAACUGAUACUUGGCGUGUGACUUGUAGGUGAACUGAUACUUGGCGUGUGACUUGUAGGUGAACUGAUACUUGGCGUGUGACAUUGCUAACAUAAAUGUUCUGAUACGGUAUGAAAAUUUUCUAGGGGGGGGGGGGCAAAAAAAUCGAUUAACUUACCAGGGUGGAGGGGGCAAAAAUUUUUUAGUAAUGUUUUAAUGUAGUUUUAAUUUACUGUAGCGUAUUUGUAUGGUGAACGAACGGACAGGACAUCAGCUUAGUUACUUUCUCUUUAUUUUCUCUUGACUUUAAUAAAUUUUUUGUCUAUUUUUGUCUAAAAAAUUUUUAUCCAAUCAAUCCAGGGGGGGGGGCAAGUGCCCCACUUUGCCCCUACCUGCGGGCGCCCAUGCCGGUAUGUAAUAGGCGCCCUCGCAUCUCACAUAGAUUCGGAGAGAAAAACUUUGCAAGCGUCAUAUGAGCUCAACCCCUGAGCAUAAUUUCUUUAAUGUAAUCAAACCUUAUUAAAAUGCUAAUUUUGUUUGCCCUUUGGAUAAACAUAUUGGGUUUAUUACUCUAUUUAAACAUCACUGUUCUUCAAAUAUAUUAACCAAAUUGAUUAUUGAGUAUGUAUGUCAUACUCUGAAUAGCCUGUAAACAAUCCGUCAUACAGAGUUAUCCAACAUGUUUAUGAAAUGUUCGCCAUACCUUGAAUAAAUAACCCGUGCAACAUCCGUCAUACAGAGUUAUUCGACAUGUUUAUUGCUAGUUGUCAAAUUAAAUGUUUUUCAUGCUUUGAAUGAUCCGUACUGCCUGUUACUCUUCACACGUUGUCCUUUCCCCCCUUUUCUUCCCCCACUCGCCAUAAGCUGCAGUAAAAGCCAAUGUGUCGCAAGACCUCUCAGCAUGUAUUUGUAAAAAUUUAAAACCGCAGUGAUCAGAACCCCAACGGCUGCAUAUAACUGUUGUAUUUUUAACGCCAAGUCUUUUACUUUAUCUUUGAUUAUUAUUUUUUUUAUUUAAAGGUGACCCUUUGUGUUACAUACUUCCAAAUAACGCACAAGUCGCCGAUGGCAAGAAAGAUCCAGUGGCCCUUGAGGUGGGUGGCAUUUUUUAAAUGCUUUCUUUUUACUAAACGAAAAUGUUGAACUGGUCAGUGAAUUGAGGACUACGUUCAAGCCGUGUGAAGGAAACAGCAGAGCAAGGUAUUCGAAAGAUUGACUCGAAAGACAGAGGCAAUAAUUAAAUAAGAACGUUUCGGCCAAGAGCCUUCCACAGCUGACAGAACAAAUAAAAAUAUGACAAGAAAUAGAAACUCGUUGAACACAUGACUGAUCGCCAUUGUUGUUGCCCGAAGUUGAAUUUUCCAACACCGUGAUUGCUGGAAGUAAAGGAAUUAUUAUUACUGUGGAAAAUAAGAUCUUAAUGGGGGAAAACAAUUUUUUUGGAAUAUAAAUAAAAUAUAAGAAAUGUAAAAAAAAAAAAAAGGGAAUUUGAGACGUUACACGGCUGACUGAUCACUGUAAGACACAGGUUACACGGCUGACUGAUUACUGUAAGACACAGGUUACACGGCUGACUGAUCACUGUAAGACACAGGUUACACGGCUGACUGAUCACUGUAAGACACAGGUUACACGGCUGACUGAUCACUGUAAGACACGUGCUACACGGCUGACUGAUCACUGUAAGACACAGGUUACACGGCUGACUGAUCACUGUAAGACACAUGUUACACGGCUGACUGAUCACUGUAAGACAUAGGUUCCUGAAUGGUUUUAGUUUGAGACGUUACACGGCUGACUGAUCACUGUAAGACACAGGUUCCUGGGCUGACUGAUCACUGUAAGACACAGGUUCCUGGGCUGACUGAUCACUGUAAGACACAGGUUCCUGGGCUGACUGAUCACUGUAAGACACAGGUUCCUGAAUGGUUUUGGGCUGCGACCCGAAAUAAAGUGACCCCGAUGCAUUUCAAACGACAUUUUAAUUAAUUAAAAGUAAAAAAGAUGAGCAUUUAUUUUUCAAGUAUAAUAUAAUGGUCUUUUAAAACCUUUCCAUACAUUGGGAUGCAAAGAUUGAGAUAAAGCUCGUCGACAAGAAAACCCUUACAACUCAUACAUCUAUUUUCAACAUCUUCAAGCUGUGAGACACCAACUACCGUUACUUAUAUGAAAUUUUUUUUUUCUCAGCUAUAUAAAUAUUAAGUUGUGCUGCUUUUAUUUGAAAAUAAAAGAUUUGAUGCGGUGUCACCCUAAUGCUAUUAAUUCAGAGCAUCUUGCCAGACUUUGUACCUCCUUUGUGCGUGUUUCAGUAAUCUAAGAAUUCUAAACUUUACAAUGCAAUCACUCCCCCACCCACCCACCCCCAAAAAAAAUAACAAGAAAAAAAACACCCAAAACACAUUAUUUACGUCUGGUGGGGGGGGGGUUGAUGUAUUUAUACCCUCAACCCAAUGUACCUACCCUUUUCUACCGCCUUUAAAAUGUACAGCAGGCUAUAUGCUCUGGCCAUGCUACGGCCCUGCUACGGGCCUGCUACGGGUUUUCUUUGUUCUUUAUCCCCCGACUCCCCCGACCCUCCAAAAAAAGAGAAGAAGAAAAAUUAUUCUUAGUUAUCAUAGAAACUUGAAAUUUGAUACCAGAAAAGCUCAUAUCACUUCCACUCAUAAUGAUCACCAAUUACGUCCCUGUUAUCACUAAGGGCGUUCACGGAAUGGCGGGGUUUUUUUUUGUUUUUUUUUUACACUAGAGAUAAAAUUUAAUAAAUGGAGAUGUCUUGUGUUCAAUAGUUUUAGUUGGAAAAAGGUGGACUUUAUUAAAAUUUGUAUUUAUUUAUUUGCUACAUAGGGGAUAGCAACCAUCAAUUCUGUGACCGGCUGAGAGAAUUUGUAUUGAAUAUAGAAUUUAAAAAAAAAGCAAAAAUCAACUCCAUUUUCAAACAGUUUUAAGAGACGUUUGUUUGAUGCUGAGUUGUAGCGUGUUGUCGUCUGGGAGAUGUGACCAAUUGAACAUCUAAAACUCAAGCGAUGGCUCUGCUAUAAGUCACAAUACGUUUUUUAAAAGUUAAGCUGACACAAAGUUUAGUGGCGUUCAGAGAUGUCAACUGGCUGACACAACGUUUAGUGGCGUUCAGAGAUUAUGUCAACUGGCUGACACAACGUUUAGUGGCGUUCAGAGAUUAUGUCAACUGGCUGACACAACGUUUAGUGGCGUUCAGAGAUGUCAACUGGCUGACACAACGUUUAGUGGCGUUCAGAGAUUAUGUCAACUGGCUGACACAACGUUUAGUGGCGUUCAGAGAUUAUGUCAACUGGCUGACACAACGUUUAGUGGCGUUCAGAGAUGUCAACUGGCUGACACAACGUUUAGUGGCGUUCAGAGAUGUCAACUGGCUGACACAACGUUUAGUGGCGUUCAGAGAUGUCAACUGGCUGACACAACGUUUAGUGGCGUUCAGAGAUGUCAACUGGCGGACACAACGUUUAGUGGCGUUCAGAGAUGUCAACUGGAUGGUCCUGGCUGAUGACACGUUAUUUAAACCUGGAAUUAGAAGAGGAUAACUUUAGAGAAAAAUGCUUGGUUUUUUUUUUCUUUAGGCAAGAGAUCGCUCCCAGCACUCUACAUUAGUACAAGGAGGCAGCCAAACUACUCAAUCUGAAAAGGUGAUGAAAAUUAACUACAUCGAUUUUCUUCUAAACAUUAAUUAGGAGAAAUAUUUUUUGGAGAAUAAGUUUAUAUUUGGAAUAAAUUAGACACAUUGGACACUGCACUAAAUAAUCGUAUAUUUAAAAAAAACAACUUAGCAUUGUUUUCUUAUUGGGACAUGAUGAUUGACUUUUAACUGAUAUACGCCAACUCUAUGGGGAAAGUCUGCAUUUUCUCAUGCUUUUUUUUUUUUUACUGAAGUUACUAUAUCCUUUCUGUUCAUCAUCAAAGAUCUUAUUGGGGAAUAUCAAAGACUUAACAUUAAAUAAACAAUAAUUAAAUAAGCUGAAUGCUAUUUUAAUUAACUUCACGUUGUGUUUUUAUGCUGUACUCCUUUUACCCAGGACAACCCAGUGAUAUCCAAUGAACACAAUGAAAUCGACCUGCUGCUCAUUGGUAAAACAGGCAAUGGCAAAAGUGCCACCGGAAACACAAUUUUAGGCAAGGACUAUUUUGACAGCAGAGGAUCCAUGUCAUCUGUCACACAGGAAGUCCAAUAUGAGUUUGCAGAGUACAAAGGCCGCAGCAUUACGGUUGUAGAUGGACCAGGUGUUGGGGAUACUAGCCACAAGGAUAUAGUGAAGGCCACGAAAUUUGUCAUAGCUGCCAUGCAGGAUGCCGUGCUUCUAAAUCCAAAAGGCUACCACGCGUUUCUCCUGGUGGUCCGCUAUGGUGGCAGAUUCACUGAGGAAGAUAGUCACGUGAUUAAAAUGUUAAAGGCGAUCUUUGGUCAGGAUUUUGUCAAAAACGUUUGUAUAGUGAUGAUGACGUGUGGAGAUAACUUCGCGAAAGAGGAAAUCGAAAAAAAAUGGGAAAACUUUUGUAGGUUGGUGCAGAGAACAAACAGGCAUAUUUCAACAGUUGCUCCGCGAGUGCGAGUACAGGGCCAUUCUUUUUGAUAACAGGACUAAAGAUGAAAAGGUCGUAAAUGACCAGAUUAAAAUGCUAAUGGACACAGUCGAUGAGCUUAAAUCUGGCGGGGAAAGGUACACGGACGCCAACUUCCAAAGUGUACAGAAAUCACGCGAUGAUCUGUUACUCACAUUGAGAGAACCCGUCAUCCGACAAGACACUUUUAGACAAAUCAGCCUCAUCAUUCAUGAAUUUGAAAGGUUGUCAAGCGGGGAUGUUGAGGACAAACUCGAAAGGUUAGACGGCUUAAUUGCGAAAACCGAAGGGCUGCAAAAAGAGAUUAGUGAAGAGGAUCAUGGGACGGGAAUUUUGGAAGAAUCCCUCUCCUCCGUGAAUCAGCUGGCGAAAGCUUUGGAGAAUAAAGUUAUGUUCGAAAUACAAAUGAACGAGAUCCAUUCAGAGAUGGCGCGACGGGAAGCGGAAUUAAAAGAAAGAUACGAAAAGGAAACACGUGACUAUGUUGAGCAACUGAAGAGCCGCUAUGGAACUCUGGGAUUUCAAGACCAGCAGAGGCCGGAAGGAGAGACGAAUGACGGGGAAGGGGCUGAACCCAGGUUGGAACACGUCACUGCUGCCGAGUACAGGGCGAUUCAAAUUCAAGUAGAAAGUAAUUUGCGAAGUGAGAUCACCGAGACGGAAGAGAGAUCCGCCGAAAUUCUGGAAACGGUGAAUAAGAAACGCCUGGAAGAGGCCGCCGUUUUAAAAAACACUAUCGAAAAUUAUUACAGGAUGAAAGAGAGCUACGAUCACGUUGUCAGAGAGCACUUAAAGAAAAAAAUUAAAAGGGAAAAAAAUGUCCAAUUUUAUAAUAGGUGAAAUAGACAAAUCUAUACUUAACCCUUUCUUCGGUGCAUUAUUGUAACGGUAUAUAAUUUGUAUCCCCUCCCCUCGAUAUGCACAUUGUUAAAGUCAACUUUGAAUGUGUUAAAUAUAUAUUUUUGUUUGCAAGUUCGUUCAGUUACUUUAAAUUUGAGGAUACAAAUGAGGACAGUGGGGGUGCAAAUAGUGGGGGAGGGAGGCAGGUGUUAGGAAUCACCUUGAUAGAAAGGUCCCUAAAAUUAAUGUCACAUUAUCCUAGCUUUAUUUCAUAGCAGCAGCGUGAAACAUUCAUUUAUCUUUUAAACUUUUUCAAACCGAUUUAUUUCUGUAUCAUCAUGACAUUUCACGUUAUGGUUAAUUAGUGGUUUUCUGUGUGUAUGCUGUAUAAAUAAAAGAUGUUUUGGAUUAUUUUUUUAUGAGUGGGGUUGUUUGGUUGAAGGAGGUGGGGGGCAUAAAACUGUUUCCUAGAGACCAAGAUUAAUUAAUUUGGCUACAGAGCUUGUGUGAAUAAUUUUGUUUCGAAUACUUCCGAUUCGGCACAUCUUCUUCCCUCUAGACUAGGGUUUCUCACGUCACAAAUUUUUAUUGGAAAACGGGAUACAAGUGAAGUCGGGAUAAACUAAUUAAAAUUACGAGGAUUCCUUGGGGGCAUUGUUAUUUUAAAACAAAUAAAUAUUUUGAAUGAAUGAAGACUUGGACGUCUGCUUCUGUUUCCUUCACUUUUCUCUGCUUAGUCCUCAUGACAGAUUGCUAUAUUAUAGCUAUAGGACCCGAUCGAGACGAAAUUUAUAACUUAGAGUUUUGCAGUCUAUAUAAUUUGCAAAUUCUGGAUUCGAUUAUUGUACUAAGUAAAUGUUUCUGAAACAAUCCUUUUUAAAAACAACAAUCCCAUUUGUUUUCUGAAACCCGUUUUCGUUGCACUGGGGUCGUCGCGUCACUUGGCUGCAAUAAAAUUGGAUCGAAAUUGUUAAAGUUGAGACCCACAGUACAAGAGCUACUGAUCUUGGUAUCCAGUAAAAUAAACAAUAUUCUACAGACCAUUGCGUCUCGCGACAAUUUGUGAUGUGGUGAAAUU
Messenger RNA from Lymnaea stagnalis (great pond snail), 11717 nucleotides. Lineage: Eukaryota; Metazoa; Mollusca; Gastropoda; Lymnaeidae. The record is from the annotation of a GenBank genome assembly.